AUUCGGCCUAUAGUUUCCUUAGCGACUAAUCCAAACAUAUACGGCGUAAAACUAAACAAUCUUAUCCCGACUUGGAACGUGUCGAUUAAAACAAGAAAAGGAUUUUAAUUUUUGAAUAAAGAUUAUUUUAAAAGUAAAUAGAGGAAUCCAGGAUAAUAAUGUAUAAAUUGGAUUUACCACUUGAUCGAAAAGAGGCGGCUGCCAUAGAGCGUCGAAGGGCUCAAGAAGAGGAGAGGAAGAGCCGAAUUUUUAAUGCCAAAACUCGUCUUAUAGGUAUUGACACCCAGGCUUUAGAUUAUCAAAUUCGGGAUAGACAGCAAAUGACUACAAUGGAAAAGAGAAGAGAGGAGGCUUUCGCUGCCGAUGCCACAAGGAAUGACAAGAUCGCUUGCUUGCUUCAACAAAGACAAGAACAUGAUCAGAGAGAACUAUCUAAAGCGUUGAACGAAUUUAGAAGUCUUCAUCAACAACCUAAUUCACGUAGGGAAUGGGAUCUUUAUGAUCCAGAUGGACUUAGAAAAGAUAAACCUGCAAGAGUAAACGAUGAUGAUCCUCGCUGCGGAAGCUCUUCCCUUCAAAAGUUUGAGGGAGAAGAUCUCAACAGUAAGGCCAGAAAAGGAUUCCAACAGGAGCAAAUGCGACACUGGAACGCCGAACAGGCGAGAGCUAGAGAACAAGCCGAAAAGAACCAGAAGAGAGCUGACUAUCUUAAUGAUCUAAAGAUGAGAGAGUUAGAUAAUAGAGCUGUUGAAUUACAACAAGCUGAAGAAGCUUGCAGAAGAGCUAUAAAUUCGGCAACUGCUGAUUACAAUAAAGCUUUGGCUAACGAGAAAGCAGCCAGAGAUGCUCUAAAACAAAAGCAAGAUGAAGAUGACAAAGCGACAGAAAUAGCCAAUCAAAUCAUGGGUGACAUUCUGACCGAAAAUCCUGCUGUUGCCCAGUCGGCCUUUGGAGCGCAUAGAGUAGUACCUGACCGCUGGAAGGGUAUGUCUCCCGAACAAAUAGCUGACAUAAGAAGAGAACAGGCCAAACAAAUGGCAGACAAGAAAAGACGUGAAGACGAAGAACGUAGAAGAGAUCAAGAGUGGGAUAAUCUUAGAUCGGGUCAAGCAAGAGCUGGAGAAUUGUUGGAGAGAGAAAAGGGAAGGAGAGAGGAAGAUAUUAGAAAACAAGUGUCUGAUGAAAAUCGUAGACUCGGCAUGGAGCAAAAUGCUCACAAAGAAUAUCUUGACAAGCACGUUUAUACGAAUCCUCCAACUGCCGCUUAUUUUAUGCAGUUUAAUACGACAACCCGAUGA
Dimorphilus gyrociliatus is the source of this 1298-nucleotide messenger RNA. The record is from the annotation of a GenBank genome assembly. NCBI's taxonomy places the organism in Eukaryota, Metazoa, Annelida, Polychaeta, Dinophilidae.